UGACUGUGUAUAACUCUUGUUCUGAUCACUUAAUGGUUAACACAAUGCUUGCCUACAUUGUUAGUUAUAAGUUAGUUAGUCAGCCAGCAGGUUUGCAGAUCAAAGGUCAGUGACCACUAGAUAUAAGUAUCACUGACAGUAUCAAAGCCAAAGAGAGACUAACACGACGAGACAGAGAGAGAGACAGGCAGAGAGAGAGAGAAGGCAAAGAAGGGAAGUGUGAAUGAUGGGGGAGCCAGUCACAUUACCGGGCCUGGCCCGCGUGGCGGUGUGCGGCGGUACCCACGGUAACGAGCUGUCGGGGCUGUACGUGGUGAGGGAGAUGGAGAGGAGGCGUAGAGAGGAGGGGGACAAAGUGAGGACCGUCUCCCUGACGCUGGUGGUGUCAAACCCGCGGGCCGUGGAGGUGUGCAGGAGAUAUGUGGAGACAGACAUGAAUCGCUGUUUCACCAACGCUGUUCUCAGCUCCCCAGUUUCUGACACUACUCCGUAUGAGGUAAGGAGAGCGCAGGAGCUGAACACUCUGCUGGGGCCCAAAUGCAGUGCUCAGGCCGUGGACCUCCUGUGUGACCUCCACAACACCACCUCUAACAUGGGCCUGUGCUUCAUCUGCAACAGCAGCACCGACUGGACCAUCCUACACAUUUAUAAAUACAUCCAGUCCAAGCUAACGGACGCACCUGUGAGGUUAUUACUAAUAGACAUUCCAUUGGCUGAUUCUUACUCUUUGGACUCCAUGGGAAAGCAUGGUUUCUCACUAGAAGUUGGUCCACAACCUCACGGUGUGAUCAGAGCAGAUAUCUUCAACAUCAUGAAGCAAGGAGUGGACCUGUUUCUAGAGUGGAUCGAUCAGUUUCACUCAGGUGUGGUGUUUGAAAGUUUUGAGGUUGACGCCUACGUCCGUAAGAGAAGUAUGGAUUACCCCAGAGAACCAGAGACGCGUCAGAUCACUGCGGCUGUUCAUCCUCAGCUGCAGGACAGAGACUUUACUCUCCUCAACCCCGGCAAUCCCGUAUUCCUGACGUUCUCUGGCGAGACGGUCAGAUUCGACGGAGAGGAGUCGCUCUAUCCUUUUUUCAUAAACGAGUGCGCGUACUACGAAAAAGGCAUUGCCUUCCACUUGGCCGAGAAGAAGACGCUCAGGGUGCCCUCGGUAAAAGUGAAGAAAAGCUGAGGAAAAGAAGAGCGAACGCUGAGGGUUCAAAAGCAGAAAAAGGGAAAAAAAAGGGAGUGAAGAAACAGAACAGAAACAGCAGCAGCCGGUGAAAUCAGCACGUCUCUAAACGUCAGAAAAAAGCACAUUUUACCGACAAAGACUGCACAAGGUUUUACAGAUCUCUGACUCAGACAAACUCUAUAUAAAAACUAUGCACAACUGCAAGCUGUCAAAUGACGUCUCGUAUUGAAAUGACAUUUAGAGACUGAAUGAUUCUUCUGUUAUCCAAUGUAUGUGUGGAACGUGAUUGUACGGUGAUUAUGUGGGUAUGAGGACAGAAUAGAAGAAGACGAAUGUGACCUCAGGUAAAGAAAUUUUAUUAAGAUCAGAGCGUGUUCAUUAUAAAAAUGAACACGUAACACAGAUGUAGAAAAGCCAAAGAAGAUAUUGAGAUACCAAAAUGAAGACACAGUGAAUUGCCUUAUUAAAAUGAGGAGGUAUUGCCCAAAUUCCAACUCACUUAUUGCAAAAAA
Chanos chanos (milkfish) is the source of this 1689-nucleotide messenger RNA. RefSeq names its product N-acyl-aromatic-L-amino acid amidohydrolase (carboxylate-forming) B. Gene Ontology annotation, molecular function: aminoacylase activity; hydrolase activity, acting on ester bonds. NCBI's taxonomy places the organism in Eukaryota, Metazoa, Chordata, Actinopteri, Gonorynchiformes, Chanidae. Gene Ontology annotation, cellular component: cytosol. The record is from RefSeq and is a predicted model, not a curated record. The transcript has 7 exons. The coding region runs from base 224 to 1174 and encodes 316 amino acids.